UUCCAGCAAGCUGUUACAAACCACUGCUAAAAGUAAUACUUCAAAAACUGGUCCAGUUAAAAAGAAACCAUCGCCAACAUUACAAAAAAACGGAAGUUCACGGUCGAAUCGUCGAAAAAGACGUCGGAACAAACACCAGCAAAAUUCUUCCGAAUCGAAUUGUUCGCAACAGCAGGAAGAGGAGAUAGUAAAAGCUAACAAAAUGCCAGCCCGCUUUGCCGAAGACGUUAUCGCCGAUAACGAUCGGAGUGUUCCAUUAAGCAUUGGGGGACACUACAACCACCAUUCUGUAUUAAACGACGAUAUCGUAAUAACAGGUUUUUCUGGCAGACUCCCUGAAAGCUCUAGCAUUGAAGAGUUUAAACGUAAUCUCUAUGACGGUGUGGAUUUAGUCAAUGAUGAUCCGAGACGUUGGGAACGAGGUCUCUAUGGAUUACCCGAAAGGCUUGGAAAAAUUAAAGCAGAUGACUUGGAAGUACUCGAUCAACAAUUUUUUGGUGUUUCGGCAAAACAAGCUGAAUGCAUGGAUCCUCAAAUGCGGAUGCUACUGGAAUGUACAUACGAGGCAAUUAUUGAUGCUGGUAUUAACCCUGUGGAAUUACGUGGCACACGUACCGGAGUAUACAUUGGGGUGUCCAAUUCCGAAACCGAGGCCCAUUGGACUGAAAAUGCGGAUCGGGUAAAUGGAUAUGGUUUGACCGGAUGCGCGCGAGCUAUGUUUGCGAAUCGUAUUUCUUAUACAUUUGAUUUGAAAGGACCUAGUUUUGCAGUCGAUACCGCUUGUUCCAGUUCUUUGUAUGCUUUAUCUCAGGCCUUUUCGGAUAUGCGUUCAGGGAGAUGUGAUGCUGCCAUAGUGUGUGGUUCAAAUUUGAUUUUAAAACCCGAAAUGUCGUUACAAUUUAGGCGUCUAAAUAUGUUGAGUGAUGUUGGUAUGUGCAAAGCUUUCGACGAGACCGGAGCUGGUUACGUACGAUCCGAUGGUGUUGUAGUUAUGCUUUUACAACGAACAUCUUCGGCAAAGCGAGUUUACGCUUCAGUUCUGAAUGCACGUACGAACACUGAUGGAUUUAAGGAGCAAGGCAUAACUUAUCCCGAUGGACGUAUGCAAAACCGGUUGAUUCGUGAAACCUACGAAGAAAUAAACUUGGACCCUAAUGAAGUGAUUUAUGUGGAAGCUCACGGUACUGGAACUAAAGUCGGAGAUCCACAAGAAGUUAAUUCGAUUACAGAUUUCUUUUGCAAAAAUCGCAAAACUCCAUUAUUAAUUGGAUCUGUCAAAUCAAAUAUGGGACACUCAGAGCCCGCUUCCGGUGUUUGCUCCAUUGCCAAGAUUUUAAUUGCGAUGGAAGAAGGUGUAAUUCCAAGUAACCUGCAUUACAGUAAACCUAAUCCUGAUUUAUAUGGUUUGGUGGAUGGUCGCGUGAAAGUGGUCGACAAAAAUAUGCCCUGGAAUGGUGGUAUUAUUGGACUUAACUCAUUUGGCUUCGGAGGAGCUAAUGCACACAUUAUUCUUAGAUCAAAUCCUAAACCAAAAACCAUUACUCCUCGUGAUGGUCCUCCAAAACUUGUUAUUAGUUCUGGUCGAACAAUGGAUGCUGUACAAGACCUGCUUGAAGACGCUGCCACACACCGUGAUGAUGACGAGUACCUCGCCCUAAUCAACGGCAUACAUACCCAACCUAUUCCACUUCAUUACUAUCGUGGCUACGACGUUCUUACCAGCAAAGGCUCUGUACAACGUGAGGUUGUUGAGUUUUCUGAAGAAAAACGCCCCAUUUGGUUCGUUUAUUCUGGUAUGGGCAGUCAAUGGGGAAGUAUGGCUAAAGAUCUUCUACAAUUUGAUGUCUUCAGUAAGUCAAUUCAUAGAUGCGCUGAAAUUUUGCGUCCCGAAGGUAUUGAUCUACUUGAGAUACUUACACGAUCCACUGACGAAAAAUUCGGUGAUAUUGUUAGCUCAUUUGUAUCCAUCACAACCAUGCAAGUUGCUCUAACUGAACUGCUAUCUUCACUUGGUAUACACCCUGAGGGUAUAGUGGGGCACUCCGUUGGAGAGCUUGGAUGUGCGUAUGCAGAUGGUGGUUUAACGGCCGAUCAAGCAGUGUUGGCCACAUAUUGGCGAGGACGUGCAAUUAAGGAAUCAAACUUACCCAAAGGCAAGAUGGCUGCUGUGGGGUUGUCUUGGGAAGAUGCUCAUAAGCGUGUACCAACUGAUUGCUAUCCAGUUUGCCACAAUAAUCAAGAUAAUUGUACUAUAGCUGGUCCAGGGGACUCGAUUGAUGCCCUAGUAGCAAAAUUAAACGCGGAAGGAGUAUUCGCCAAGGCCGUUAGCUCAUCCGGCUUCGCUUUUCACAGCAAAUAUAUUGCAGGUGCAGCCCCAAAGCUAAGACAAAUGUUGGAGAAAAUUAUUCCUACCGCUAAAAAUCGCUCCCAACGGUGGAUAAGUAGCAGUAUCCCAGAAAGUGCUUGGAAUACUCCCGUUGCCAAGCAGUCAUCAGCGGCCUAUCAUGUAAACAAUAUGCUGUCUCCUGUGCUGUUCUAUGAAGCUCUGCAGCAUAUACCACCAAAGGCAAUUUGUAUCGAGAUAGCACCCCAUGGUUUGUUACAAGCCAUCCUUAAACGCGCUCUUGGACGUGAUGUUCUAAACAUUAGCCUUGUGAAACGUGGCCACCCAAAUAAUGCUGAAUUCCUUUUGGCUAAUAUUGGAAAGUUAUAUGGAGCUGGAGGUCAACCACAAAUACAAAAUUUAGUACGCCCAAUUUCUUACCCUGUAGGGCGUGGAACUCCAAUGCUGAAUUCGAAAAUCGGUUGGGAUCAUUCACAAAGAUGGCUAGUGCCAAAAUAUGGCGCAUCUAAGUCAUCAGGCGACACAGUAAUCGAAAUCGAUCUAUCAAGUGAAGAUGAUGCAUUCCUAGUAGGUCACACUAUUGACGGACGUAUUCUGUUCCCUGCAACUGGCUACAUGACUCUAGCAUGGAUGACAUUCGCAAAAAUGCGCGGAGUAGAGUUCAAUAAAGCAGAUGUAGUUAUGGAAGACUUGAUAUUCCAUCGUGCAGCUAUUUUAAACAAAGAAACUGUUACCAAAUUUGGUAUUAACUUCUUCGAUGGCACUGGUGCAUUUGAGAUUUGCGAAGGUGGAAGUUUAGCUAUGUCGGGCAAAAUAAAAAUAGUUGAUAACAUUACUCUAGAGGAAUUGCCAUUGAAAGCACUGUCACCUAAUACUGUUGCGCGGGAAUUAGUUGCAAGUGAUGUAUAUAAAGAAUUGCGUCUGCGUGGCUAUGAUUAUGGAGGCAUUUUUCGUGGAAUUGUCACGUCUGAUAUUUCUUCUCGUGUUGGUAACUUGCAGUGGGUGGACAAUUGGAUUAGUUUCAUGGACACGAUGUUGCAGUUUAGUAUUUUAAGUAAGGAUUUACGUGAACUCUACUUACCGACUCGUAUUGAAAAGGCGGUAAUUAACCCAAGCAAGCAUUUAGAAAUUUUAACACAAUUGGCAGCAGAGGAUCUCACAAACGUCGGCAUUCCCGUUUACAUGUAUAGCGAUAUUAAUGUUAUUAAAAGUGGCGGUGUUGAAUUACGAGGCCUUAAAGCUUCAUUAGCACAGAAACGACCAAAUGCGCAAAACGCUCCAACAUUAGAGCGCUACACCUUUAUACCCAAUUUCAAUCACGGAGAAUUACACGAGAAUUCAGGAAAGGCUGGAUCCCAUGCUCUUUCGGUCGCAGUUCAACUUGUUAUCGAAAACUCAGAGCGGUCAUUUAAAAUAAAAGGAGUGGAACUUGCCGGUGGCCGAAAUCCCGAUUCAUUAACGGCUGGAAAGCUCGUACAGUUGUUAGAAGGCGAACCCGCCAUUUCUGCUGACAUCGCUGUGGCUACUGCAAGCAAGGAUGAAGAAAGCAUUAAAACAUCUUUGAGCGACUUUGGCGUUCGAGUGAUUUCGAAAAAUAUAGCAAAAGAACCGGUUGAGCAGAACUGCCACUUCAUAUUUGGAACUGAUGUACUCUCUCGUCCUGAUACUGCGGUUUUGGAGAACAGCAUUUCUAGUAUCAAAGAGAAUGGAUUUUUAAUUUUCGAUGAAAGCGUUAAUUUAUAUCAAAAGUCUGGUUCUGGAGUUCUGUCCAAAUACGGCUUUGUUGUUGUUCAAGAGUUAUAUAAAGGCGAUUCUAGAACUCUCAUCGUGGCCAGACGUGCCGUUGCCAUAAGCAAACGCAAAUCAGAAAUUAUUAAUGUAACCGAGAAAAAUUUUGACUGGUUAGAGGACUUGAAACUCGCACUUGCAAAGGCAGCUGAAGAGGAGAAGUAUAUUUAUAUUGUGAGCCAAGGGGAGGAACUUUUUGGUGCUGUUGGCUUAACUACAUGCCUUACAUACGAGAAUGGCGGUAAAUUUGUCAGAACCAUAUUCAUUCAGGACUCGAAUGCCGAAAAGUUCUCUUUGACUUCGCCAUUUUAUCAAGAACAAUUGGUUAAAGAUUUGACUUCUAAUGUACUUAAAAAUGGUAGCUGGGGAACGUUCAGGCAUUUGAAAUUGGAGAAAGAUAUAGCCACAUUGCAGGUGGAGCACGCUUAUGUGAAUGCCCUGGUAAAAGGUGACCUUGCAUCUUUAAAAUGGAUUGAAGCAUCGCCAUCUCAAAAUGUCAAAAGUGAUGACCUAGAAUUGUGUUCAGUUUAUUAUGCUCCUAUAAACUUCCGUGAUGUUAUGUUAUCUUCUGGUAAAUUAUCCGCUGAUGCCCUUCCUGGUGAUUUGGCCCAGCAGGACUGUGUGCUUGGUUUGGAAUUUUCGGGACGCGAUUCUUCUGGUAAACGCGUUAUGGCUAUGGUACCUGCGAAAUCAUUGGCAACAACAUGUUUGGCUAGUAAGCAUAUGAUGUGGGAGAUCCCGUCAACUUGGACCAUGGAAGAAGCUUCUACUGUACCUUGUGUAUAUUCGACGGUUUACUAUGCCUUGGUUGUACGGGGAGAAAUGAAGAAGGGUGAAAAGAUUUUGAUUCAUGCUGGUUCGGGUGGUGUAGGCCAAGCCGCUAUUUCUGUUGCGCUGGAUCAUGGCUUGACUGUGUUUACUACUGUUGGUAGUAAAGAGAAACGCGAUUUCUUAAAGCAACGAUUCCCGCAGCUAGAAGAACGAUUAAUCGGAAACUCACGUGACACAUCUUUCGAGCAAUUGAUUAUGAGUGAGACCCAAGGCAAAGGUGUUGACUUAGUGCUUAAUUCACUUUCUGAAGAAAAGCUACAAGCCUCUGUUCGUUGUUUGGGUAUUAAUGGACGCUUCUUGGAGAUUGGAAAGUUCGAUUUGAGCAAUAACAGUCCACUUGGCAUGUCGGUAUUCUUGAAAAACACAUCAUUCCAUGGUAUUCUAUUGGAUAGUGUAAUGGAAGGAGAAGAGCAAAUGCAAAAACGAGUUGUCUCCUUAGUUGCUGAAGGCAUUAAAAGUGGUGCAGUGCGUCCUCUACCCACAUCAGUUUUUAAUGAAUUCCAAGUUGAACAGGCUUUCCGUUUUAUGGCUUCUGGAAAGCACAUCGGCAAAGUUGUUAUUAAAGUGCGUGAUGAAGAACCCGGAAAGAAUAUAUUAAAACCGACCGCGCGCUUAGUAAACGCUAUUCCACGCACAUAUAUGCAUCCAGAAAAGAGUUAUAUACUUGUGGGAGGUCUAGGGGGUUUCGGUUUGGAACUUACUCACUGGAUGGUGCUACGCGGAGCUCGAUACAUUAUUCUCACUUCGAGAUCCGGCAUUAAAACUGGUUACCAGACGCUUAUGAUACGCCGCUGGGAAGAGCGAGGUGUAAAAGUAGUUGUGGAUACCAAUGACGUAACUACAUCUGAAGGUUGCAAGAAAUUAUUGCAAAAUGCAAAUAAGUUGGCACUAGUCGGAGGAAUAUUCAAUUUGGCCGCAGUAUUACGCGAUGCUCUAAUUGAGGAUCAGAGUGCUCAAGAUUAUCAGACUGUCUGCAAACCUAAAGUAGAUGGUUCAAAAUUCCUUGAUCAGCACUCACGUACACUUUGCCCUGAAUUAGACUACUUCGUGUGUUUCUCGAGUGUUUCAUGUGGUCGCGGUAACGUUGGCCAAUCAAAUUAUGGCCUGGCGAACUCAGCUAUGGAACGAAUCUGCGAGAAACGCAGAGUCAACGGACUGCCUGGUUUGGCUAUACAAUGGGGUGCCAUUGGUGAUACAGGUCUCGUACUUGAGGGGUUGGGUGACAACGAUACUGUUAUUGGUGGCACGCUACCACAACGUAUGAACUCGUGUCUUCAAACCAUUGAUUUAUUCCUUCAACAACUACAUCCCGUUCUGGCGUCAAUGGUUGUGGCAGAGAAGCGAAGCAGUGAUCCAUCUGGCAUCAGUUUAGUAGCAGCCAUAGCCAAUAUUUUGGGAUUGCGUGACGUAAAAAACGUACAGGAUGCGGCUUCCCUUGCUGACCUCGGUAUGGAUUCGUUGAUGAGUUCCGAAAUUAAACAGACAUUGGAGCGCUGCUUUGAUAUAGUUAUGUCGCCACAAGAAAUUCGAGCGCUAACAUUCGGUCAAUUAAAGCAACUGGACGGUGGCUCUGUUGAUAAGGUCGCUUCAGCACGCAGCUCACCUGCAACUCGUACUCCAACACCAAUUGGUGAUGGAACACAAGUUGUUUUUAUAACUGAGCUAAUGCCUUCGCAAGCUAUUAUCCGCUUGAAAUCUGCCGCACCAGAAGACUCGAAGGAUCGUCCAAUUUUCUUCAUUUCGCCUAUCGAAGGUUUUGUGGAUGCCAUGAAAGAGGUUGCGGAACGAUUAGAUUGCCCCGUAUAUGGACUGCAAUGCACAGCUGAUGCCGAUCUUAACUCGAUUGAGGAUUUAGCUAAAUUUUACAUUAAGCACAUACGUAAAGUUCAACCUAAGGGCCCUUAUGCCAUUGCUGGAUAUUCGUUUGGCGCAACGAUUGCUUUUGCUAUGGCUGUUGAACUGGAACAGAGCAAAGAGAAAACACAAUUAGUUUUAUUAGAUGGUGCGCCCAAAUAUGUAAACUGGUACUUGAAAACAUUCAAAAAGCGCCAUAAUACGUCUGAUAAUGACGACCAAAAUCAAGCAUUUGCUUUAGCAUACUUCGGUGUUGUUGCGGCUAACACAGGUUUUACUAUAUCGAAGCUGUUAGUAGAUAUUCCAACAUUUGAGGGCAAAGUAGAGAAAUGCGCGGAAAUAGUUUCUGCUGCAAUAGAAAAACCCAUAGAGUUGGUAAAAGCAGCUGCUGCAUCAUUCUACUACAAACUAGCUGCAUCUGACAAAUAUGCAGUAACGCGCAAAUUGCAGUGCGACGUUACAUUGAUUAAGCCAACUGAAAAUUAUUCGAAGUUGGAGGUGGACUACGGCUUAAGUGAAGUAUGUAACGGAAAAGUUGACGUCCUCGUCGUUGAAGGUAAUCAUCGUACAUUCCUGCUAGACGAAGAGCCUCUGCAAACAAUUGUAGCCUCAAUUAAGGACCUGCUAAAUUAAAACCAUAUUACAACUUUAACCAACACUUACUAAGUUACGCACGAGACAUUUCAUCAGUACACAAGAAUUAUACUGAAAGUUAUUGGCAUUUAAAAAAACACAAGUUAUUUUGUUUUCCUAGUGAAACUAAAUCAUUUCGUAACGCUAACGAAAUACAUGAAAAUCAUAAAUGGGUAACUUUUGUACAGGCAAGCCUACAUGUACUAUAGGUAUAUAGGCGUAAUCACAACUAUGCGUUGUUGCUUCUGUAUAAGCACUUCUGAGUUCAUAACUAAAUAAAGUACUUUGGUUAUUUUUGCAUUUUGGUAGACUCGAAUGGAUAAUAUAGCUUAAUGAAUUUUUAAUUUAUACAUGUAACAUAUAUUUCUGUAUUUAAACACUUUUUGAUGAUCCUAUAUUGUUAGUAAGAUCUAUGUUUAUCUACAACAUUCCUUAACGAAUACUAAUUGAUAACCUUCUUGAAUAGAAAUAAUUUUUUGUUGCAAAAAUAACAAGUACUUGCAUAUUAUUAUAUAAAAAUUAUUUACCUUUAAUAUCUGCUGAUAACUCAAAGUUCGGAGGCAACUGAAACAUCUUUAUGACUAGCAUGACUAAACUUUGUUAACACCCAUGCACAUGAAAUUUGAGCGAAUUUAAUGGAGAUCGACUUAUUCUUCCGAAUUUUGUUUUAAAGUCACAAUUAAGUAACACAUAAGUUGUGAAUUCUAAGAAAGCACCUUUAUAUCGCCGCGAAAGUAAAAAGUGUUCGAGUGUAUUGAGUCCACAAUGCUAUUGCGAAGAAUUUAACUAAUCCUCGAUAAUUUUCGAGUAGUAUUUCACUCCUAACUUAUCUCGAUGAACGUUAUGGCUUCAAGUACAUUCGAUAACCUUUUAUUUCCAGUAAUUUUAUGUAUGUACAAUAGUUAAUCCUAAUUCCUUUGUAAUUAAAUUUAUCAUAUAUUAAAUAUAUGCUACUUAAGUAUGGCGAAAAUAAAAAUACA
Messenger RNA from Anastrepha ludens (Mexican fruit fly), 8430 nucleotides. RefSeq names its product fatty acid synthase (gene FASN1). The coding region runs from base 203 to 7450 and encodes 2415 amino acids. The transcript has 5 exons. Gene Ontology annotation, biological process: fatty acid biosynthetic process. NCBI's taxonomy places the organism in Eukaryota, Metazoa, Arthropoda, Insecta, Diptera, Tephritidae. Gene Ontology annotation, molecular function: fatty acid synthase activity; 3-oxoacyl-[acyl-carrier-protein] synthase activity; phosphopantetheine binding. The record is from RefSeq and is a predicted model, not a curated record.